This is a messenger RNA of Malus domestica (apple), 1152 nucleotides long. NCBI's taxonomy places the organism in Eukaryota, Viridiplantae, Streptophyta, Magnoliopsida, Rosales, Rosaceae. The record is from RefSeq and is a predicted model, not a curated record.
CGCGCUCCUUUUUUCUUUUUCCCAACGCAGCCUUAGUGCUCUCCCUCAACCGUUUCCGUUUCCUUUUCCUUUUCUCUCAAAGAUUCAAUCGAAAAUUCUGGAGUUGUAUCAGAGUUACGGAGCACAAUCAGAGUUCAGGCGUUGCUUUUCCAUAGAUUGGGAAGAUCUUGGAGAAGGCCCUCGCACAAGGUAUGGACAAGAGUUGGAUAGAUUUAAAUGACAGAUGUCCCUGAUGCAUAUAAAUUUCAUUGCUUAAAGGUUAUUGGCAAUAGAUGGAGGGAUUGGAAGUGUCGGGUUAAGCAAAGAUGGUAUGACGCAUACUUGACCGAUGAACAACGAUUAUCCUUCACUCCUCCUCAAGUCACUACAGAUCAAUGGAAGACACUAGUAAAGUAUUGGGGCCUCCCUAAUAUAAAGGAAUAUUCUGAGGCAAAUAAGGCUAAUCGUGCACAUGGAGGUGCUCCUCAUCGGACUGGUCGUACUUCAUUUGCUCAAUUGAAACAUGAGAUGAGAGAGAAGGGAGAGAAAACGGAUCGGUUGAGCAUGUUUAUAAAAACAAGAACAAAGAAAACAAAGAAUGAUGACAGAGACCUUUUCGAUGAGGAAAGUGGCCACAUUAUUAAUCAAUUUAAUCAAUGCUUGGAAGAAAGGGAAGAGCAUGAGCAAGACGAGGAUUAUCGAGAGGAGGUGUUUACUAGAGUUAUGGGACCUGAUGCAUAUGGACGUGUUCGCAUGUAUGGAACAGGUAUAACUCCAUCUCAAGUGUUUUGUCAAAGUUCAAGAUCUUCCAAUGUUAAUGAGGACACCAUACGAGAAGAGGUAGAAAGACAAUAUAAGACUAAGAUAGAUGAUCUUAAGGCUAAGCAUGAAUCUGAAAUUGAAGAUCUCCGAUCCAAGUAUAGUGAAGUCAGUUCGAAACUCCAUCUCGUGAUGACUCAUAUUGGUUUCCAUGUUAACACAUCACCAAGUGGAAGUGGACAGGCUCCAAAUACAUCAAGCCAUCUACAAGAAACAUAUGGGAGUAAUGAGCAACAACCUCAGUUAGACCCAGAACCAUAGAAACAAUUGCUUCAUAAAAGGUUUGCAUGGAGAUUGUGAUGAAGAGUCUUGAUCAUAAUUAAACUCUUGAAUAUGUUGGAGCAUAUUUGAAAA